ACGCCACAGCCGGAAACGCCUCGUGUGGACGCUUCAUUUGCGCAUGCGCGGCCUCCAUUCUUCCUUUCCGAAAUCCGAGCGAAAGAGACAAGAUGGGCCACCAGCAGCUCUACUGGAGUCACCCCAGAAAGUUCGGUCAGGGAUCCCGCUCCUGCCGGGUUUGCUCGAACAGACACGGUCUGAUCCGUAAAUACGGGCUGAACAUGUGCCGCCAGUGCUUCAGGCAGUACGCGAAAGACAUCGGCUUCGUCAAGAUGGACUGAUCUCUUGUGCUGACGCCUCCUCAGAUGUGUCACCUGAUCUCUGGAGCACCGGCCGAGAUGAUGGGGAUAAUUCAGCACUGCAAAUAAAUGUGUUUUUUUGUCCAAA
Molecule: messenger RNA, 369 nt
Organism: Hippoglossus stenolepis (Pacific halibut)
Lineage: Eukaryota; Metazoa; Chordata; Actinopteri; Pleuronectiformes; Pleuronectidae
Gene: rps29
Product: ribosomal protein S29
Exons: 3
Coding region: 93-263 (56 amino acids)
Biological process (GO): translation
Cellular component (GO): cytosolic small ribosomal subunit; ribosome
Molecular function (GO): zinc ion binding; structural constituent of ribosome
Source: RefSeq, a predicted model, not a curated record